Canariomyces notabilis is the source of this 409-nucleotide messenger RNA. RefSeq lists its product as uncharacterized. The coding region runs from base 92 to 304 and encodes 70 amino acids. The record is from RefSeq and is a predicted model, not a curated record. NCBI's taxonomy places the organism in Eukaryota, Fungi, Ascomycota, Sordariomycetes, Sordariales, Chaetomiaceae. The transcript has a single exon.
UUUUAAGCGCGCCCUAACUGACCGGGAAUCAGAAACGACUGAUCGACGUGGGGUUUCAGCAACCCCAUCUAGAUCUCUUACAGACCGUGAGAUGUGGAGUUGCCUUUGCCCCUGCCAUCCUUGCAUUUGCCCAUGCGAAGUCUCACGUCGAAAUCCACGUUCCUGGUGGUUCGGAUUGUUUGUAUUGCAUUUUGCACCGAGGCUCAUCGCUUUGCACGUUUUGGGUGUCUCGCGAGUGUUUCUUCAUGCAGCAUGUACAUUUCUGGCAGCAGGGGAAGGGAGAAAACGGGAUGGGAAGAUCUGAUCCGGAGAUCGUAACCUUGAAGCUUAUUCCCAUCAGGGGCUGGGAGUUCCUACCCUUAUAUGAACCGCAUGUCUUCUCGGUUGGCUUGCUUCCUAGCGUUUCAAU